CCUGGCAGGCUGCUCGGGAGAUGCCGCUGGACACUCGCGGCCGGCUGCCUGUCCGGCAGUGAUGCCCCGGGGGGAGCGCAGGGCCCCCCGCUGACCCCUCUUCUGGUGGCAGAGCCUGCACAGUGACCCACCGCCAACAUGGACAUCGGUGGCCUCGAGACCAUGCAGGGCUAAUAAUGGCCCUACGUAUUUCCUCGAACUGGACGGUAGCUGCGUGAGCUCCGGCCGGGACCGGCGGAUGCGGGCGAAACUGAAGCUCGCUCACAUCUCCAAGUGUGAACACCUGAAGGAUUCCUUGGACCUGGGCUUCAACUACAUCUGCGUGAGGCAGCCCAUCGGCAAGAAGCUCUUCCAGCAGUUCCUCGAGGAGACCACCGAGUUCAAGGCGGCGGGCAACCUGUGGCUGGACAUGGAGGACUACGGCCAGGCGGAGGCAUCUGAGCGGCCCCAGAAGGCCCAGCAGAGCAUCAACAAGUACUUUGACUCGGCCUCCAAGGACUUCUGCUCCUUCCUGGAGGAGAAGGCCAUCAUGAGGGUGAAGGAGGACGCCAAGCACGGGCACGGCGACCUCUUCAAGGAGUCCGAGCAGCAUCUGCUGAAGUUCCUGGAGGAGAAGGCCUUCGGCAAGUACAAGGAGAGCCUCUGCUUCCUUCGCUUCCUCCAGUUCAAGUGGCUGGAGGCCGAGAGCGUGACGGACGAGUGGUUCCUGGACUUCCGGGUGCUGGGGAAAGGGGGCUUCGGGGAGGUGUGCGCCUGCCAGAUGCGGGCCACGGGCAAGAUGUACGCCAACAAGCGGCUCAACAAGAAACGGCUCAAGAAGCGGCAGGGCUACGAGGGUGCAAUUAUAGAGCAGCGGAUCCUGGCCAAGGUCCACAGCCGCUUCAUCGUCACGUUGGCGUACGCCUUCCAGACCAAGAACGACCUCUGCCUCGUCAUGACGUUGAUGAACGGGGGAGACCUCAGGUACCACAUGUACAAUGUAGAUGAGGACAACCCCGGCUUUGAGGAGCCCCGGGCCAUGUUCUAUUCGGCCCAGAUUAUCUGUGGCCUGGAGCAUCUUCACCAGAACCGCAUCGUCUACCGGGACCUCAAGCCGGAGAACGUCUUGCUGGAUGAUGCAGGGCAUGUUCGUCUUUCGGAUUUAGGCUUGGCUAUAGAAAUCCCAGAAGGCCAAGACAAGACCAAAGGGUUUGCAGGCACACCAGGAUUUACAGCCCCGGAGCUCCUGAAAGGGGUGGAGUAUGAUUACAGCGUGGACUACUUCACUUUGGGAGUAACUCUGUAUGAAAUGAUCGCAGCAAAAGGAGCUUUCCGGAGCAGGGGGGAGAAGGUAGAGAACAAGGAAGUGACCCGCCGUAUCCUCAACGACCCUGUGGCGUACACUGAAAAGUUCAGUGCCGACUGCAAAGCCUGCUGCGAGGGGCUGAUGGCCAAAGAACCCGCCCAGCGCCUGGGCUUCAAAAACAACACCUGCUCCGAACUUAAGAACCACGUCUUUUUCAAAAAAAUGAACUGGAACAGACUUGAGGCAGGUUUGCUGGAGCCGCCCUUCGUGCCAGACCCCAAGGUGGUCUAUGCCAAGGACAUUAGCGACGUGGGUGCCUUUUCCACCGUGAAGGGCGUCGCACUGGACGACUCGGACAAGGCGUUUUACGACGAGUUCUCGACGGGGAACGUCCCCAUCCCGUGGCAGGAAGAGAUGGUCGAGAUGGGUAUCUUCGACGAGCUGAACGUCUGGGGGGCCAAAGGCUCCGUCCCGCCGGACCUGAACCGCAACAGCGUUCCUGACGCCCCCAAAUCGGGGACUUGCAGUAUCUGCUGAAGAAGCGUGGCAAAGACCUCCCCGAGAGUCCUGGGGUGUCUGUGGGACUGGAUCGCUGGCCUGGCCUUUGCAGAAUGGGUGGGCCGUUCCUUGGGCCCUGAGCUGCUGCGAUGGAGCCCUGGGGUUCUGGCCCCUUCCCCUAAGAGAGUAGACGCCACGUCCCUCCCGGAACUAACACCAGCCUCCGUGUUCAGUCCCGUUCUUUGUUCCUUCACGUCCACCCCUUCUUCCACUGGUGGCGGGGAGUGGAGUUAGGAGGCUUCCUGCCCUCCCCAACAGAGCAGCUCUGUUUGUUAUUACCCAACCAGCUUUCGAGUCCCAGAGGAAGCGUCCGACCGAAGGCAAGGAUGCUGGAGCCCAGAUUCUGCCUCUAGCCUGGGGGCCGGUAAGGCAGAGCUCCGGGCCAGAGCGUCAGGGGGAAGGAGAUGCCAAAAGGAGCCCCGUUACGUGGCCAGCUUCACACUGGAGCUCGUCGGCCAGGCUGAGAAACCUGCAGGCGUCUAUCCUCUUGGCGGUGUUUUAAUAUCGAGAGCAAUUUUAUUACUCUCUCUAAUUAAUUUUCCUCUCCCAGCCUCACCCCUAGGGAGACAGAUACGGAGGGCUGGAAUGCCAGCCCAGGCCGGCCAAGGGCCAGAAGUGUGGAGUCUAGGGUCAGGGCUUAUGUGUGGGGAGGACGGGGGUUGCUCUGAGUAGGGUGGCCAACUACACGUUGGGAAAUUUCUAGAGAUAUGGAGGUGGAGUUUGGAGAGGGUAGGGAGGCAAUUCAGGGGAGGGGAGGCAAUUCAGCAGGGGAGGCAAUGUCACACAGUCUGCUCUCCGAAGCCGCCGUUUCCUUGCUACGCCUCCCGGGGUUUGUUCGCCAGUUCCAGAGUGGCUUUCAGGCUGUGCUGGACCCCAGAAACAACCACACCAGAGGCCGGCGCAAAUGCAGAGAACAAUCUUUAUUUUGGGGGGUGGGAUUGAAACCCCCCCCCCAAUGUAUUUUUUAACGAUGUUAGUUUUUUCUGCAAAUCUGGGGGGGUACCCCAGGUUGGCGGGAAAAACCUGUCUCGUGUCAGAGUGGCCCUGAGCUGCAGAUUUAGAUAUCCGCAAGUGGGGCCCACACAUCGCCGUUAGAUACGUAGGUUCUGGGAUAGCUCCUGGCCCACCUCCCAGAUUCCUGGCGGGGGUGGGGUUGUAGAUUCAACAGUCUUCCCUCGAGAAGGAGGUAGGGCUAGCCAUUCCCCUUCGCGUGAAGUGCAGAUUUAAAUCCCGUAAGAAUAAACAGGGAUAUGUUGCUGUAUCUG
Sphaerodactylus townsendi is the source of this 3108-nucleotide messenger RNA. RefSeq names its product G protein-coupled receptor kinase 1 (gene GRK1). NCBI's taxonomy places the organism in Eukaryota, Metazoa, Chordata, Lepidosauria, Squamata, Sphaerodactylidae. Gene Ontology annotation, biological process: regulation of signal transduction; signal transduction; protein phosphorylation. Gene Ontology annotation, molecular function: ATP binding; G protein-coupled receptor kinase activity. Gene Ontology annotation, cellular component: cytoplasm. Bases 239 to 1822 code for a protein of 527 amino acids. The transcript has 8 exons. The record is from RefSeq and is a predicted model, not a curated record.